AUCAUAACAUAAUUAUCCCUAGCGGAGCAUAUGUCAUUCUUAACCCAUCUGCAGCCAAGGGACAACAACUUGUUGGAGGAUUAAUUUAGGGAUAUGCUGGCGAGCAAUGAAAAGUGAUCAUGUAUGGGAAAAAUAAACAAUAAAAACCAUUUACCAUUUACAUAUGGUCCAUAUUUGAUAAUCUGAUGCUGGUCGGGGAUUCACAGUAACACUGGAUAUAAAUGGCGGGAAGGACAGCUGCUAUAACAUGAUGCAGUGUGUUUCUGCUGGCCACCAGAUUGUCGCCCUGGCAAACCUGAAACCUCCAGAGAGCACAGGUGAUGAGUUAGACAGUUAUAUGUACCAGACUGUUGGGCAUCAGGCAUUAGGGCUAUAUGCAGAAGCCAUGGGACUGCCUCUCUAUCGUGCCACUCUGCAGGGCACCAGCUUGGAUACAGGCAGAGCUUAUGCCCCACAGGAAGGGGACGAGGUUGAGGAUCUGUAUCGACUACUGAAGUUGGUGAAGGAAAAGGAGGCUGUGGACUCUGUUUCGGUUGGAGCAAUCCUGUCUGAUUACCAGCGUGUCCGCGUGGAGAAUGUGUGUCAGAGACUCGGCCUCCAGCCUUUAGCUUUCCUUUGGCGUAGGAAGCAGGAAGAACUCCUGGAUGAAAUGAUCUCCUCGGGUCUGAUGGCCAUUCUCAUCAAGGUAGCUGCUUUUGGGUUAGAUCCAGGCAAGCACCUUGGGAAGACACUGGAAGAGAUGAGGCCUCACCUUAAGCAGCUGUCUGACAAGUAUGGUGUCCAUGUUUGCGGAGAAGGAGGAGAGUAUGAGACGCUGACUUUAGACUGUCCUCUCUUCAAGAAAAGAAUUAUUGUGGAUUGUGCAGAGGUGAUGAUGCAUUCUAACGAUGCCUUCGCUCCUGUAGCUUACCUACGAUUAUCAAAGCUUCACCUUCAAGAUAAACUUACAAACCCAGCACUUCCGUUGCAAAGAGAGUGUACCUGUAGUGCUGAAUUCCCUAGAGAUCCACUUUCCUGUGCCACAGAGGAAUGUGAGGAUACUGAGAAACGACCAUUGAUCUGGAUACCCAGCAGUCUCCCUUCAGUGCCUGUGUGUGAAACAUGGGCAAGCUCAGCUCGAUCUCCGAGUGGAUUCCAGUGGAUCAGUGAAAUUAAUACCAAUGGUGGAAAUGUCUUGGAGGCUUCUCACAUGGGCCUCUCUUCACUAAAAGACCAAGCACAAGAGUUGGGCCUGCAGAUGAGUGAUGCUGUGCUUGUACAUCUAUAUGUCAAGAGCAUGGAGGACUUUGCCGAGAUAAAUACAGUAUAUGGGACACACUUCCUAUCUGCUCCCCCGGCUCGGGUGUGUGUGCAGUGUUGUCUCCCCGACAAUGCCUCUCUCAAGAUGGAUGCCCUAUUCUGCCGUCCUUCACGUGCCGACCCUAGCAGUGACUGUGUGCCGGAGAAGACAGCAAUGCAUGUGCAGAGCAUCUCUCACUGGGCCCCUGCUAACAUCGGGCCCUACAGCCAGGCCGUGCGGGUUGGUCCUGGUUUAUUCUGUGCGGGACAAAUUGCACUGAAACCUUGUACCAUGCAGCUGGUAUCUGGGGGGGCUACAGUGGAAGCGCAGGUCUCCCUGCUCCAUGUGGAACGUGUCCUGGAUGCCAUCAACCCCGGAACCACCUUGGCCCACGUGCUGCUUGUUCAAUGCUAUGUAACCAAUCGCUCCUACAUACCUAUCGCCUUAGCUGCUUGGGCUGGCAAAAACGAACAUGAGGCUGAUCUUGCCCCUGUUACAGUGGCGAUAGUACCAAUGCUCCCACGUGGCGCUUCAGUAGAGUGGCAUGUCAUAGCUGCUGUGAGUGACCCAGAGGAGAGGAGACACUUUGCAAUUUGCCAGGAAAAUCUGCCCUACCAGGUGAUGCUUCAUGGGGUGAUAUCGAGCUGUCUCUCCUGUGCCGCCCUCUCACUGUCUCUAAGCUUAGCCCCAAUCAGAGCUGCCCACGAGGUGCGGGACUGGCAUGAAGUCAGCAACCUUAUAGAAAAAGCCCUCCGCAGAGCUACAGAUGAACUUCCCAUGGCCCCCCAUCAACUUGCAGCCCUGUGCUGCAGAGUCUUCUAUAGGGGGGAAGAACCAGACUCACAGAGGCUGCAGGAAGGGCUUCGGACGAUUCUGAAAGAUGUCUGGGCUGAGAAACCUCCAGCGCUGGUACUGGUGCCUGUAUUGGACUUGCCUCGCAAUGAAAUCCUACACUUGACCUUCUGGCUUAGUCUGUAAUGCCAUGAAACAUAAACUGGACUUUCACAAGGAUUCCUUUGGACUCGUUACUUUCUGUUUGGAAGUCACAAGGAAGCUACAGAUGGUUUACACGAAUGGUGUCAAACCUAUGGGCGUCCAGCUGCCAUUGUCUUUGUGGCUGUUGGUUACAGUGUGUUGUGACAGCUCUUAGCCCAGAGGAAAGGCCCUCUUUACUACUUCCAACUGUUGCAGAACUCCCAGCAUGCCUUUGUCAGAUGAGCUGACAGAACGACGGUUGGAAUUUGUUUUAUAGUUGACGAUCGGGAGGACUGGAAAUGGUGUCUUUAUGUAUUAUUUUUAUUAUAUUACACAAUAUCUUGCAACUUAUAUCCUUCUAAAUGUGACUAGUGAUGUCAUCAGUUAUAAACGUUGAGUAGUGAUGUCAUUUUUGUCUCAUAACUCACUAAAACUUGUGUAUUAUAAUAAAUAAAGUACCCCAUUGUUGGAAAAUUUGAGGAUAUAAAAAGUAGCCUCGGAGUUCCAUGACCUGUUAAUAUGGUCAUGGAACUCCUCGGUGACUUAUAAAUAUCCUUAUAUUUUACAAUAGGGGUACUUUAUUCACUAUAUAUUUUAUACACAUGGGCUUAUAACUAUAGUCUAACUGGACCAAACCCUUAAGGCAACAAUCCCAGACCUGUGGCACUAAAGCUGAGUAACCGCAGUAACUUUCUUUCCUUUUCUUUUAAGAAAACAUCAGCCACAGUCUCUCUUCACAUCCUCUCGCUCAGGGGUCCCCAACCUUUUUUACUCAUGAGCCACUUUUAAAUGUACAAAGAGUUGGAGAGCAACAUAAGCAUGCAAAAAGUUCCUGGGUGUGCCAAAUAAGGGCUAUGAUUGGCUAUUGGUAGCCCCUAUGUGAACUGGAAGCCCGUAGGAGGCUCUGUUUGGCAGUGCACCUGGUUUUUAUGCAACUAAAACUUGCCUUCUUGUCUGGAAUUCAAAAAUAGGCACCUGCUUUGAGACCACUGAGAGCAACAUCCAAGAAGUCACUGAGCAACAAGUUGCUCAUGAGCAACUGGUUGGGGAUUGCUGGUCUAGCUCAAUCAUUAGGGCCUAUACAAAUAAAACCAUAGAAAGGUAACCAUUCACUGUAUGUACCUGUAGGCCAAAGGCUGUCAACCAAUGUAUGACCACCUUAACUAAUUCUUAGUAAAUUAGUGAAUGAUUUCCAUCAUGGGAAUGUGAUAGUAGUAUAGAGUAGAAUAGUAUAGUAAAACUGUGCUAUUGCUACACUCCCCCGAGGUGCAUUUUAAUAUAUAUGCUGAUGUAAAAAAAUAUUUUAUACUCCGUCAAAUAAAAGCCUUUAAUUAAA
Messenger RNA from Xenopus laevis (African clawed frog), 3590 nucleotides. RefSeq names its product diphthamine biosynthesis 6 L homeolog (gene dph6.L). The transcript is spliced from 16 exons. Gene Ontology annotation, biological process: protein histidyl modification to diphthamide. NCBI's taxonomy places the organism in Eukaryota, Metazoa, Chordata, Amphibia, Anura, Pipidae. The coding region runs from base 248 to 2257 and encodes 669 amino acids. Gene Ontology annotation, molecular function: diphthine-ammonia ligase activity. The record is from RefSeq and is a predicted model, not a curated record.